AUGGCGGUGUCCCUUAGCCCGGGGGUGCUCGUGAAGCUGCUCCAGGAGAAUGAAUCCUCUGACGAGGAGAGCGCUCCCUGGCGCUCCAACUCCGACGAAAGCCACACCGACCGGCCGGCGGCGCUGUUGCAGGUGAUGGGGAUAGUUCCCGCCAUCGGAGGAACGAGCCUCUUCCCCGACCGGGGGUUUUACCUGAAGGUCUCCGACUCCUCCCACGCCAUCUACGCCGCCCUCCCGCAGGAGCAGGACGAUCUCAUCCUCAGCGACGAGCUCCAGCUCGGCCAGUUCAUCCACGUCCGUAGCCUCGAGCGUGCAUCCCCUGUCCCCGUCCUUCGCGGUGUCCGGCCUCUCCCCGGCCGCCACCCCUGCCUCGGUAAUCCGUCCGAUCUUGUUUCUGCCAGCACCAAUGCCGAGUCCACUGCUUCCCGUCCCGCGGCGGUGCUCUCCCUGGGCGGCAGCCCGCCGUCGUCGGGUGCGAGGAAGAAGCCGCGCUCCGUGAUCGCCUCGAAGAGGAGAAAGGACUGGGGGAGGAACGGGAUGAAGGAGAACAAGCCAAGCAGAUCAAUGCCUACCUCGCCGGAGAAGGGGCUCUCGAGGAGGUACACGAUCGAUGCUACAAGCUCGGAGACCUUGAGGGAGCUGGCCAAGGUCAGCGUGACCUGCGUCCACGAGGAGAGCGACGACUCAGACAGCUCGAGGUCAUCGGCGUCGUUCUCGGUCUCGAGGCCCAGGACGCUGCGGAGGAGCUGGGACCCCAGCACCAGGAUUAAGGAUCACCGGCGCGCCCCGCCGCCGAUUCCCCGCAACCAGAUCUCAGCCGCGAGUGACAGAUUCAUUCCGCGAGGUCUCCAGCAACAUAAGGACUAUAGUUCAGAUCACAUUCCGGCGGGAAGAAGGGACGCCGGAUGUGUAGCGCAUAUCCCUCGCAGCACCCGAGAGCAGAAGCCCUGGAGAGAGACUUAUUUUCUCGUAGGAGAGGGAAGCGUCUUACCUGCGUCUCUCCCAUCGAACCUGAUGAAGUUAGGGAAGGUAUCUGUGAUGAAAUCUUCUCUUUUCUAUCCUCAUCCUCCAAAUUUCCUCCAUCUCAUCUCGUUUACAUUCACGUUGUCCCGUUGCAGGAAGUUCUCAGACACAGAGAUCAGACGAUCCUCACCGCCGUGGAAGCUCUGCAAGAGGCUACGGCUUCAGAGAGAUUGAUCCGCUGCCUGGUGUAAGUAAAACACAAUUUAACGAGAUCACUGUUUGAUUUUUUGCUCCGAUCUUGAUUGCGAUGCCUCCAGUAAAUAUCCAGAGCUCCAGCACCAGAACGAAGACGGCUCGCACGUGGUCGUCGACAGGUUCCUGAACUUCUUGGACGAAGUCCAGCAGGCGAGAUCCGUGGUUCAAUCCCUGGCAAAGAUGACACCCAGAACGUCCAAUUCUGACGUAAUCGCUUCACUCUCCGCCAAGGAUGCGAUGAAGAUGCAGGCUGAACACAGAAAACACGCGAUCUCAUGGAUCAGGGCGGCAAUGACGUCGGACAACGCCCCGCCGCCUCCGCUGCAAAAUCCCUACGCCGAUUCCGAAACAACUGCAAGGAUCUGGAGCGCCUUCGCGCGCUCCAAGCAGAGGCUGAACUGCGACCUGUGGCUGAAAGGUGCCGGUUCCCUCGCCGCUGCGGAGCUCGCCGGCUCCCUCCAGGCGGAAUGCAACAGAUGGUUUCUGAACUACAUCGACAAGUUCCUAGACGGGAUUCUCAGCGAGACCACGGCCAUCACCUCCGAGAACCAGAUCGCCAGUCUUCUGCUGCAGAUCAAGAAGGUAGAUGAGUGGCUGGAAACGAUGGCCUGCCGAGAGCCGUUCCCCCUGAGGGAAUCCUCCAGGGAAACCCCCACGGAGAGCGAGAAAUCCGAGGCAUGCCAGAGAGUGAGGAAGAAGAUAUACAGCCUCCUGCUGAAGCACGUGGACCGAGCGGCCUUCGCCUUGGAGAGCAGUAUAAGCGCUACCGACGAGGAAUCGGAGAGUGAAGGACGGGAGUAG
This is a messenger RNA of Spirodela intermedia, 2019 nucleotides long. NCBI's taxonomy places the organism in Eukaryota, Viridiplantae, Streptophyta, Magnoliopsida, Alismatales, Araceae. The record is from the annotation of a GenBank genome assembly.